Seriola dumerili (greater amberjack) is the source of this 4883-nucleotide messenger RNA. RefSeq lists its product as uncharacterized. The annotation marks the transcript as partial. Gene Ontology annotation, molecular function: guanyl-nucleotide exchange factor activity. Lineage: Eukaryota; Metazoa; Chordata; Actinopteri; Carangiformes; Carangidae. The transcript is spliced from 25 exons. The record is from RefSeq and is a predicted model, not a curated record.
UGCUCGUCCAGCUGGCUUAAGGUUGUCCACACUCACUGGGCUGUGAACGAGUGUCUGGGCAGAAUGGAUUACAUUUUGGUCCAGCAGCCUCGGAGCAGCAGCAGCAGCUCUGUAGACGACCAUCCCUCCUUUUGGAUUAUUUCAGCUGCCGCUGCUGUUGUGAUGAAUGGGAAUGACAGCACACGAACAGGAAAAUGAACCUUGAUUCUCUGGAAGGCUCGAUCCAGAACUUGCUCUCGGUGCUGUACCCACCCUUCGAGGCCACCGCCCCCACUCUUCUCAGUCAGCUCUUCCAAAUCAUUGAUGGUCGUUAUCAGGGAGACGCCCUGCGGUGCCUGCUGGAGUUCCUGGUCCCAGCCGAGCAGAUCUUGAACAUUGUGCAGCAGGCUGCAUGUGAUCAGUACUCUGAUGUACUUUUCCUCUGUGAGGGCUGGCCUCUGUGUUUGCAUGACCAAGUUGUCAUCCACCUCGCUCCCCUCAACCCCCUGCUACUUCAGCCAGGUGACUUUUACCUCCAGGUGACACCAUUUUGUGACCAGUCAGCUCGCAUUGUGGUCUCCAGCCUCCUGGAAGAGGAGGGCCUUAGAGCAGAGGUAGUGGAGGAGACCCCAAUCCCUGAAACUUCCUAUCCUUGUAUAUUCAGCUGUGAUUGGUUAAAGGAGAUCAACCAGGGCCGCCAUGGAACACCUCUCGGCCAGUGCCUACUUGCCACCGAGCAGGGCGUGUGUGUCCGCACUGUCCGCUUCUCUGAGAAACCCUGUACCCCCUGCAUGACAAGGAGACAGGGCGGGAAGGUUUCCAGAGCUCAGGAGCUGAGAUGUCGAUACAGGGACUCCUACCAGGCUGCUAUACAAAACCCUGUUACCUUUGGCCAGGAGAAGAGGGGGGAUAUGUUAGCUGUGCUGGAGGAGGAUUCGGUGGUGGACACCUCCGAGAAGUGUGCACUGGUCAUUGUUGAAGGUCAAAAUGUCAGGAGAAGAGAAAAUACUGACUCCUUAGCAGAGAUUCCCCAGCUUCAUGUGGUCAAAUGUAAAAACAGCACAGCCUUUGGACUGGUUUCACCCAAGAUCAACAGGAGGAAAAUGGUCAUUCCAGAUAGACAUAGCUGUCAGACAGAGAACCUGUCACAGACAGAUCCACCUCCAGCAGCAGACACACAGAGGAUGUCCCAGUCUGCCUCUGCUCAUCCCAGACCAGACCAUCUCCCCCUAGGAUCUCCAGACCCCAGAUCUCACCCCCUCUAUCUGGGAGUAGCAUCUCUCACAGGCGGCAGAGACAGGACAAGCAGGGCAAUAGUUGAGCUCUAUGGAGACCACGAAGGAUGGAGAUCAGCUGUAACAAGCCAGGAGCUCUUUCAGAUGCUGCUCUACUUCCACUCAAUCACCAGGAGAGAAAUCAGAGAAGCUGGGAUGACACUCAUUUUUGAUGCAAGGAAGACACAUCCUCAACCACAGCUCUACAAGGCCUUGAUGACACUUCAGGAGCAGAGUCCCCAGGCAGUGAACACUUUGGUGCUGCUGGUGGACAAGGACUGCAGCCCCCGGCCUGAGAGAUGUCCUGGGGUCCAGACUGACUUGGUGACCACGAUGAAAGCCUUGCUGAAGCUGGUGGAGGGGAGUCAGCUGAGCUCCCGCCUGGAUGGCACACUGUCUCACAGCCACUGUGACUGGAUGGAGCUGCACCAGAAACUCUUCCCAUUUGUAUGUGAUCUUCAUGAGGCGUCCAGCCUGCUGCUGAGAGCCAUCAGUAGGUUAGAGGAGCCCCAGAGGAGUGACACUGUGCAGACUGUGCAGCAGUGCAUGAUGAGCCAGAGGACUCUGAUGAGGGAUGUACUGGAGGACAGCAGAUUGGUCAGCCUGCAGAGAGAGGGUGGAGCUGUCCUGGCGAGGCUGAGGAAGGAGAAUGACCUCAAGUAUCCCCACUGUGAGGACCUCAGUGAUGCAGUGGACUCAGUGACCCGCCUGUACAACCUGUUGGAGGAGCAGGCUCACGUCCUCGUACAGAGGUCCAACCAGUCGCUGGAACACCUGGAGUACCUGCUGCAACUCAGAGAGAUGGAGGGAUACUUCACCCAGAUGCAGCAGUGGUUUAAUGUAGAAGGAGAGCGCCACCUGCUGGAGGCAGAAUCAGUCGAAGACUCUGGAGACAGAAUGGAGCAGAUCCUAAACAGCUUCACUGGUUUCCUUAUUGAAGCUAAUGACCGAAGACACCACUCCUUGUCACUAGUGUCAGAGGCAGAGAAGCUCCAGCGGAGCGGGCUCUCCUAUCCAGAGACAGAGACAUUCUGGACUCUUGCCUGCACCUUCAAGUCAGGCCUGGAGGACUUCCUGUGCAGGGCAGAGGCCUGUGGCAGAGAGCUGCAGAUCAUGGUCAACGUGUGUGAUUUUUGUGAGCAGGCUGUGGCUCUGGCCAGUGAAUGCACUGAUUACCUGGACCAGAGUCAAUCAAACAUUCAGCCAAUACAACAGCAAAUCCAAGACUCUGGACCGAGAACCCCCUCCCUUUGCCAGUCUGACCCCCCCACAGCUCAGGGCUCUGGUCCAACCACCACCAGUGUUUCACUGUCAGGCAGUGACAGCUCCAUCCUUCAGACUUUCCAAGACAGGUUCCUCCAGUUUAACCCAGAGAAAUUUCAGGAGGUGAAGGCAGAAGCCAGCGCUCUGCGGGGCUCCAGGGGGAUGGGAGUCUGGAACGUGGCCUGGCUGAGAUGUCAGGAGGCCAGACAGCAGCUUCAGGAGAGGAUGCAGGAUGUAGGUGGAGUUCACCACCAAAAGCCAGAUUCUAGCAGCUGGAGUGAAUGUCAUUAUGUAGAUGUGGUGAGCACUAAUAUUCAGACAGCAUCACCCAGUGGUCAGUGUCUGGUGGUACAAUCGACCCCCGGGCCUCGGCACCCACAGUGGGAGGGCAUCAUGUCAGGAGCGGUGGAUUUAGGGAAGAGGAAGCCGAUUCUGGGCAUGAACAGGACUAAUUCAACAAAUGUAGUCGGCUGUAACAUCAUCAUCAAACCUGAGGAUCAUGGUGAUGCUGGAACUAUUCAGGAGUCAAAGGUCACUCCACAGUCACCUCACAGAUCAUCAAGGAGAACAGAAAGAGAGACGAGGAGGAGACAGGCGAGCAGAGCCAGGAGUGAGCGAGACGCCGCUGCUCUGUCGCAGUCCCACACUGUCGGAUGCCAAUGGUUUCCAUGGGGACGAGGUCUCAGAGCGAGGUCAGUGAGCCAAGACUCAUGCGCCAUAGGAGCAGUGACAGCAGGGUCAUCCACUCCUCGAGAGAAGCGGGUUCAACCCCCGUCGUCCUGCACCCACCACGGUCAGCCGUCUUGUUGGAUUCUCAAGGAGGCACAGAAGUUCCAGAUCUCCCGCCAUGGGAGCUUUUGCUCAGAGGACUCCUGCAUGAGCGACCGGGGCGCCGCAGGGGGUGAUGGGACUCUGUGCUGCAAGCAUUCCAGCCUGCCCAUUGGGAGAUAUGAGGGAGAUUUUUGUUUGGCAAAUCCACAGGAGAGUGGCAGCAAUGCCCUGAGACUGCAGCGUGUCCUGGAGGAGCUGGUGUUCACAGAGAGGGAGUACGUUCGCUCACUGGGCUAUAUUAUCACCCACUACCUCCCUCUGCUGGACAGACCGGACAUCCCCCAGGACCUCAGGGGCAAGCGAGGAGUCAUCUUCGGAAACCUGGAGAAGCUUUAUGACUUCCACAGCCACUACUUCCUGCCAGAGCUGGAGGCCUGCCAGAGGGAGCCUGCCAUGGUGGCCCGCUGCUUUCUCAGACAUAGUGAGAGUUUUGGCCUGUACGCUCUGUACAGUAAGAACAAACCUCAGUCAGAUGCCCUCAUCCUGCACCGUCGCCAUGACAUCUUUAAGAAAAAGCAGCAGGAGCUGGGGGACAUGAUGGACCUUUCAUCCUAUUUGCUGAGGCCCAUCCAGAGGAUCAGCAAGUACAGCCUCCUGUUACAGGACAUGUUGAGGGAGCGGGAGAGAACUGAGAUCCAGGCUGCUGCAGACCUGGUUCGAUUUCAGAUGCGCCAUGGCAACGAUUUGCUCACCAUGGACGCCAUCCAGGACUGUGAUGUGAAUUUAACAGAGCAGGGCCAGCUGAUCCGCCAGGAUGAGUUCACAGUUUUCUUUAGAAAGAAGAAAUGUGUCCGCCGCAUAUUUCUCUUUGAAGAUCUGAUCCUCUUCAGCAAGACCAAGAGGACAGAUGUUGGCAAUGAUGUUUAUGUCUACAAGCAGUCAUUCAAGACGAGUGACAUUGGGAUGACCCAUUCCUCUGGUGUGAGUGGCCUGUGUUUUGAGAUCUGGUUCCGCAGGAGGAAGAGCGAGGAUACCUACACCCUGAAGGCCUCCAGCAUGGAGGUGAAGAAAGCCUGGACCACCGAUCUAGAGAGGAUCCUGUGGGAUCAGGCCGCUCACAGUAGAGAGCUACGUAUGCAGGAAAGGGUAUUCAUGGGAAUGGGCUGCAAACCUUUCAUGGACAUUCAACCCAGUGAUGCUGCAAUUUGUGACAGAGCUGUGAGCUGUGUCCUGCCUGGGAGGAGUAAGGAGGGCUUAGACUAUCCACGACCACACUCUAUUGGCUCUGGUAGCACGGCUUCCACCACCCUCAGCCAAUCAUCUUCCUCCUCUGGCCGGGGCUCACUGCCCCCUGCUGGUUAUCCCGGGAACCAUUCGCAGGGAGUGGAGACCGCUCCUCCCGCCUGCUCCUCCCCUGAGGCUGUGACUAACAACGAACUCAACAACCAUCAUCUUCAUCAGCAUCAUCUUCAUCGUAACUGUGAACAGUGGAAAACUCUGAACAGCACUGAAUCAUCUGGGGAAUGCAUCAACUACUUCAGCAGUUCAGACCACAGCUGUCUGUCUGCCAUUGGUGGAGAGGUAGUGGACAGCUCC